Rhopalosiphum maidis (corn leaf aphid) is the source of this 808-nucleotide messenger RNA. RefSeq lists its product as uncharacterized. Gene Ontology annotation, biological process: positive regulation of voltage-gated potassium channel activity; sleep; regulation of synaptic transmission, cholinergic. The record is from RefSeq and is a predicted model, not a curated record. Bases 154 to 687 code for a protein of 177 amino acids. The transcript has 3 exons. NCBI's taxonomy places the organism in Eukaryota, Metazoa, Arthropoda, Insecta, Hemiptera, Aphididae.
UUGCAGUCUGCAGACACUUGUCCGUUAGUACCCACAGCGACAACAACUAUAAUAGAAGUGGUCAAUUUCAAUAUUACUGUUUGUUAUACGUUAUACCUAAAUAAUAAUUGUGUUUUAAUAAUAUUUACCUAAAAAGAAAAAUAACUAACAAAUAUGAAAUCAACUAUAUCGAUAUUGUUAUGUUUAAUCGCUUUCUUUGGAUCAAGUACUGGUCUAAAAUGCUACACUUGUGGCUGGUGGAGCAAAAAUUGUGGUGACCCAUUCUUGAAAGAUGAUUAUCUUUUAGUUGAAUGUAAUACUAGAGCGAUUAAUGAUUUCAACCACGAACUAGGCAACACCCUAAAUACUGCAAGUAAUGCUCUACAAAAUUUCGCAAAUCAAGUAGGUUUCAACAUCAAUCAUAACAACAAUUUCAAUUUGCCUACCAUUAGUGAAGAUUCAGUUGGAUGCACAAAAGUAGUACUCAAACACGGAGAAGAUAUUGUACGAGUGGCUCGAGGAUGCGUUUAUAACAAAGCAGACUUGUGCAAAGGAAUGCAAAGACUCGACGAUGAGCUGAAAACUCUCAAGUACUGUGGCUCGUGCGACGAUGAUGGUUGUAACGGUUCUAGGUCAUUGAAGUCUUCGGCGGUCGCGAUAACUUUGACUGCGAUGGUCACGUGUCUAUUCUAUGGGCUACAGCACUAAUAAUAAUAUAAUAAUAGAAACCCAAACGCAAUACUGUUUUCAUUAAAAUUGAAAAGUGUACCUGAUAACUAUGUUUUGUUAUAUUGUUUUAAACUGUUAGCUUAUUCAACCACACAAUAAU